Messenger RNA from Microbotryum saponariae, 676 nucleotides. NCBI's taxonomy places the organism in Eukaryota, Fungi, Basidiomycota, Microbotryomycetes, Microbotryales, Microbotryaceae. The record is from the annotation of a GenBank genome assembly.
AUGAUAUCGGAAAGGAAAUACAACUCUUCAUCCCGUCAAAAGAAACGCCGCGAGGCCGAGGUAGACGAGAAGCUCCGUUCGCUCAACAUCUCGCUAUGUCAAUACCUUCAGUGGUACUUCAACCCAGACACGACAGCCCUUCAGGUCUUGACGCAUCGUCCAAAUCUUUUUAACGGUCACUGGCCUAGCUUCGAACACGUGCUCAAUCUGAUCGUCGAAGUAGGUCGACGAAGUGGCAGCAAAGGACGAGAUCGCAUCAACACGUAGAUUGCCAAGCAGGUAGGUAAUGCAGCCAUCUACCACAAUUUCACAUCCCCAAAAGAUUAAACAUCGAAAUCGUAGCUGACACCGCGUUAUCUUGGUAAAGUCUGACUCGAUCAUUGUUCAGGAGAUGAAGAGAUCAACGCCAACUUAUGUUCCCAGCCAAGAGCUCACACCCGACCGUCUGACAUCCGACUGCAUCGACGAAGGGCUCGACAAAACUGCAGACGACAAUCAAUCUUUGGCCGCAUUCAAAACCUACUGUCUCGGAGAGAGCAGAUCGAUGGCGUCGUUUCCAGUCGUACCGCGCAAGAUGAGGACAUGGAUAAUACCGAUGGCCAUGGUGUGUAAGAACACGGCACUGAGUCGCGCACAUUCUAAUAGCGGUGAUGAUCUUAAACAAAAUUUUAAUUAA